GUGUUUUUCUCUCGCAGUACAGUCGAGUCGGCUGACGGGAAAAGACGAGCCCCGAUCGAGAAAAAGCAGCCACCUCACCAAUAACCGCUUCAAUUACCAGUGCAGACAUGGCGCAGCACACAGUGUUUGUGACGGGCGGCGCCGGCUACAUCGGCAGCCACUGCAUCGUGUCCCUGUUGGAGGCCGGCUACGACGUCGUCGCCAUCGACAACUUCGUCAACAGCGUCAGCGAACGUGGCAACGAUGGCCAGCCGAGGGCACCUGCCCUCGAAAGGGUCAAGCAGAUCACGGGCAAAGACGUGACCUUUGUGCAAUGCGACCUGCUCGACAUCGACGAUUUGAGAAACGUCUUCAAAAUGAAAAAAAUUCACAGCGUGAUCCACUUUGCGGCUAUCAAAGCGGUCGGCGAGAGCAUGUUGCAGCCGUUCCUUUACUACCGCAACAAUAUGAUGGGUGCCAUCAACUUGCUCGAGGUGAUGAAAGAAAAUGGUUGCUACAACCUGGUGUUCUCCAGCUCGUGCACCGUUUACGGCAGUCCCGAAUUCUUGCCCAUCACCGAGGAACACCCCACUGGCAAGGUGACCAACGUGUAUGGAAGAACCAAAUUCUUUGUCGAAGAAAUGCUCAAGGAUGUGUCUGUCGCAGAAAAGCAAUGGAACAUCAUCAUGCUGCGCUACUUCAACCCUGUGGGCGCCCACCCUUCGGGCAUCAUUGGCGAAGACCCGACCAAACCGUUCACCAACCUCAUGCCCUACAUUGCUCAGGUCGCAAUUGGAGGAAGAGACAAGUUGACGAUAUUUGGAGACGACUACAAAACUGACGACGGAACUGGUGUUCGUGACUACAUUCAUAUUAUGGAUCUGGCCAGCGGUCACGUUGCUGCUUUGAAAAAGCUACAGCAGGAGCAUUCGGGUAUCAAGAUCUACAAUUUGGGCACCGGCGAGGGCGUGUCAGUUAUGCGUCUGGUGAAGACCUUUGAAAAGGUGACUGGCACUAAGGUGCCAUUUGAGAUUCUGCAGCGCAGACAGGGAGAUAUUGACGCGAUAUACGCGAGGUGUGAACUAGCGGAAAAGGAGCUCAACUGGAAAGCCAAGUACAGUCUUGAGCAGAUGUGUGAGGACUUCUGGCGCUGGCAGACAAUGAACCCGGACGGAUACAGGUCAAGCAACAUCAUCAGCAAUAAAACUAGCAAUGGAGAGUCCAAUGUGGCCAGUUCAGUGCAGGCCACAAAUGGUACCAAUGGCGUGCACGCGUAAACGAAUCCGAUUGGAAUUUGCUUCCAAGUGGCCAGUCGACGGAUCAACUUUUUUUAUAUUUUUCAUGCUUUCUGUGUUUUUUCCUUCUCUUGACUCUCAGUGUUGACUUAAUAAAGUG
Messenger RNA from Neocloeon triangulifer, 1374 nucleotides. RefSeq names its product UDP-glucose 4-epimerase-like. The record is from RefSeq and is a predicted model, not a curated record. Lineage: Eukaryota; Metazoa; Arthropoda; Insecta; Ephemeroptera; Baetidae. Gene Ontology annotation, biological process: beta-D-galactose catabolic process via UDP-galactose, Leloir pathway. Bases 108 to 1256 code for a protein of 382 amino acids. Gene Ontology annotation, molecular function: UDP-glucose 4-epimerase activity. The transcript is spliced from 8 exons. Gene Ontology annotation, cellular component: cytosol.